AAAGCUUAGAUGCUGGGUGUGUCCAAGAGGCUAGAUCACUGAGAGUUCAUUAGAGAGGGCUUCUUGGAGGACAAGCUGAACAGGCUUUGGUGCAGGGGAGAGAUGUGACUUGGUGCAGUAUGAGGGUCUUGGGGAAGCACCAGAAAGAUGCACUUUAUAAUUUAACAAUCAUUGAACAACGUUAUUGUCAAGCCUCAUGCUGGGCACAGGAGACCUCAGUCUGCACGCAAGUUGCCUCCCUUGUAGUAGAGGAGGAGGACAAGAUAGGCAAAGCCGAUGUAGAGGGCCCAGGGUCACAUGGUCUGUGCUCUAGUUUCUUCCUGACCAACAACUGGAACCACCUCCAGAUGAAUGAAUUUUCCUGGAAAGAUGUUACCAAUGCCUCGUCCUUGGCCAACAUGAUCCUGGGGCUCUUCUCCAUCUUCUGCAGCUUCUACAAGAAAUCCCAGUGUGCCUCCUGGAUGCUUCUGAUCAGCUUCCUGUUAGACAUGGCAGUUGGGGCAAUGACCAGGCACCUCACCGUUUGCCACAGAUCAGGACCCAAGCUGAAUGACUUUGCUGUCUUCACCACCUUUGGCCUGGGCUCAGCCCUGCUCCUGGAUGUGGAUGGGCCUCUGAAUGGUUCCCUGGCCAUCAUUUAUGUGCUAGCUGCUUCUUUCCGCCUGUGCUUUUAUUCAACUGGUGUUCCUUCCACAUACAAGGGUCUGCCCUGCCCCUACGCUUCCUGUGUUUUGGCCUCCACCUCCCUGCUUACCAAAGGCAACACAUUCAUUCUCUCUUGCAUGGCCUUACUCAUGAUUCUAUUCAUGAUGGACCAGAGCUACUAUCCACAUGAUGAAAUCCUAGAGUCUGAGAACUGGAAAAAAAUGGUGUAUUUAGGAGGUGUCAUCAUGCUGUUGUUGUCUCCAUUUCGGCUAAGUGCUUUUUACUGCCUGAUAUGGUCACUCUCCUAUAUCUUCUUUCCAGAUGCUCUGUGGGGCAAGGCAGUGUGUCUUAGGCUACAGCUCCAAAGAAACUGAACAGCUCUGCCCACCCCCAUGGCCUCAUGUGAUUUGUGCUAGCAUGUUGGGCCAAGCUUUGCCUUCUCCUCACUAAAUCUUUCCUUGUCCCUAUAUUGUGUGUGCACUAGAUAUCCGUUGCCUUGAUCCAGAGCAAUCCACAAUGGGCCAGUGGCCCUCUCUCCCUCCUCUUUCCCUUGGGGACAGCAGUUGUUUAGGACCAAAGAACAGAGUUUUAUCCAAGCUAAAUUUGGGCCGGGUUUGAUUUCCAGUUCUGCACCCCCUGGGUGACCUUGGGCACCAAGGCAGAUCCCUUGGGAAGGACUGGUGUAGUCUCCACCUUGGCCCUGACCAAUCAUAAUUACUCUGGUGGUGGCGUGGGGUUCCUGAGGCAUUUCUUAAGCCUGAAGACCCGGGCUCUAUGGAGCAGAGCCAGUCACAGGACAGUCACAUUGCCCAGUUUGAGUGUGUGUAGGUUUUUUUAUAACUUAAAAUUCUGUAUUUCAACAGUCAAAGCUUCUGCCUUUUGCUUGGCUUCGAGAUUAGGCAUCCUGGCUGCUUGAGGGCAUCACCUGGAUUCCGGGAUCACAGUGUGUGUUUUUCCCAAGCUUUAAAAUACUGAGCUCUAGGUACUCAAAUGCCUCUUCAUAUUCUAAAAAUCCAAGUUGAAGAGAAAUAGAAUAUAUUGUAGGAACCCUGAAGUUGCACCUCACAAAGAACUUAGGCCCCCUGAGAACAGUGACCCCCCCAGCACUGCCUGCUUUCUGCCUCCAGGGGGUAUUCCAAAGGAUCGUGGGCUGGUUCCACCCCUUCCUCAAUAUGGCACCAGAGCACUUUUUAACCCCAGUCUAACUUCUCUAAACUCGUAGAACAAUGUAUAUGGCAAAUAUGCAUUAAAUCUAAAAUUAGAUUUGUGAAAAACAAAAAGCCCAUGAAGUCCACAUGGUUAUGAUUUGGCUUUAAAGGAACAGAGUGCCCUCUGCUUCCCCACUGCUCGCAGUCAUAUCUCUGUUGUACCAUUUCUAUUUUUUCAUGCUUACAUGAAUAUGUUUGUGUCCCACUGGACUUCAAGCUCCCUCAGUUUAGGUUUUUGUGUUUCUGCUGCCUACCACACUACCUGCCACUAAAAAAUACUUACUUUGUGGAUGAAAUGAUUUUUGUGUGCGUUCUAAUGAGUCAUGUACAAGGAGACUUUAAUGUAAUAAGAAUCUUACAAAUA
Messenger RNA from Manis javanica (Malayan pangolin), 2217 nucleotides. RefSeq names its product transmembrane protein 269 (gene TMEM269). Lineage: Eukaryota; Metazoa; Chordata; Mammalia; Pholidota; Manidae. The record is from RefSeq and is a predicted model, not a curated record.